UCUACUGACAGCUCCCCACCUAGGCCACGCACACGAGGACGGAGGAGACUACCAACUUGUAGCUACCCAACCUUACUACCUACUUAAACUCGUCCCAAUUCAUGUCGUCCCACCCGUCACCAGAAGACCCACCUGCACACACAACCACCGACAGUCACGUGUGUUGUGUCUCCAUUGCUUCUUUGUGUGUGUUCGCUCUCACCUUUCUGAGGCGACACGGGGUUGCUCUGGCCCUUCUUGGCCCCACCUAGCUUCAUCCCACCACCACCCUUUUUGUCGUCACCCAGGUCGAACUGAGCGAAGAAGUCGUCACCCAUGCCGCCCCCCUUGACACCCACAGAGGGCUUCCCAAACCCGCCGCCAGACGUCAGUGUGCCAUAGCCAGCCGAUGUUGCUGCGGCGUGUGGCGGCCUGGCCCCUGAUGGGGCUUUGGUGAGCGGCCUGGCGGCGCUUGACUGAGGGGUGGUCUUGAUGGGCGAGGGGGGGCCGGCCUUGAUGGCCUUGUCGGCCGGCGUGUGGGACUUGUCGCUCAUGGAAGAGGACGAGGGGCUGAGGGAUGAUGCCGUGUGCCUGUUGGGCGACCCGGCGGGGCUCCUGUCGCUCCCGCCGCCCUUUGACUUGGGCGAUGACGACCCUCCCAGCCCAGUGGCCUCCUUGACGUCGCUUGUGUCGCCAAACUCGUCCCAGAAUGAGCCGUCGUCGUCGCCCCAGCCGCCCUGAGCCUCCAGCAUGCCGUCAUCUGCGAAAUCGGGGAGGGUGGGGGACUGGGGCGGCUGGUGCUUGGUGGCGCUGCUGGUGUCUGGGAGGCUGCGAGAUGCCAUGGACUGGGGCGGUGGCGGCUGCCGAGUGAUGUUCUUGCCCGCUCGCUUCGAAUCUGAUGGAUGCACCAAUGCAGAGAAGCGGGUGGAGGGAGCAAGGCGUGUGUGCACUUGAUGGCUCCAUCGGUGUGUGUGUACCGUCAUCCGUGGGUGUGGAUGCGGUGGUCUCCGAGUGUGCCCUGCCGUCGCUCAUUCCUGAUGGCGGAGGGUGGGACGAUGCCGCCGACAGUCCCUUGUAAAAGGGGAUCUUCUUGCCUGCACACACCACACCACACCACACAGGCCACACCAUUGACUCCACAUCACAUACUCUCGUCAGCAUUUGAUUGCCUUGUUGUCUCCUCACUCACCGAGUGACGAUCCGACAUUGAGUGCCCAUCCCGCCACAGCAGCCAGCUUCCCUCUGUCUCCAUCCGCGCUGCCAGAGCCUUGUGAGUUGAUGGAUGCCGUGCGCCCGUCAGCCUGCGCUGCUGCCGCUGCUGCCGCUGCUGGUGGCGCGUUGGGCGGCUGGGCUGGUGCGGGUGCGGGCAGUUUGGCCAUCUCCUCCUGCACGUGGCGCAUCAGCUUCUCCAACACCCCAAAGGCCACCAGGCGAACCUGACGGCACAUCAGACACACAUGUGCACCAUGUCGCAUCUGUGGGUGUGUCUGUGGACUCCACCGCACGGCAUCGCAUCGCACCUCUUUCUCCGGGUCGACGAGCCGCAUGCACACGAGUGGCAUGAGUCUGUUGGCGAUGUCUGUGGGUGGGAAGAUGCCGAUGCCCGUGGCGGCGAGGCUCUGCAGGGCCGCCUGGCGGCUGGGGGGGAAGGUGUCCUUCAACGACACGCUGAACGCAUUGCCCAGCACCUGCACACACACACACACACAGACGCGCAAUAUCAGAAUGAUAUCCACAAGUGAGAGCUCGGGUUCAGCCGUCGAUUGUACCUUUCUGGCUUGGUCGACUGAGAUUUGCGGUGCCACUUUGGCGAUGCAGAUCAUCGUGUUAGUGCGGAUGGACGGCUCAUUGUCGCUCAGACAGCGGCUCAGCAGGCGCAGCGCCUUCUCACUCUGAAAGGGACACAAAACCAGCGGAGCCAGCCAGCCCAUAUGGUCAUGGACACUCCUGCACUGCCUGCACGUCCAUAUCAAAUUUGGUCGGUCAGUCGCACCUGUGCCUUUCUGAGCUUUGGCAUGAAGUACAGCAUCGACUUGACCGUCGCCUCCCUGCACACACAAACAAAGAACGAACAACCCAGUGAGUGCACCCGAUCCACUCAGCACAUUCACUGACCUCAGUGGUGCUGACGAGUCUGUGAACCCCAGUGCCAGCGGCUCGAAUAUCUCAUUGUUGACCGUCGUGGCGUCUAGGUGGGGAUCCAGGCUCUCCAGCUGCUGCAGCAGCGCAUACCUGCAACCACGGGAUGGAGGCCAUUAGGUUGAUCUGAAAGUGGGUCUCUGGGUUUCUUUGUUUGUGUGUACCUGAUGCCCCUGUCGUUGCUGCCGAAGAGUUUGGUGAGUGCAGGGAUGAUCUUGCUGCGGUACUCGUCGCCCGACAGAUGCGCACCGACCUUCAGCACUGACGUCAGGGCAACCGCGGCCAGCUCACUGAUCGAAGGACACACAGAUUGACAAAAUAUGGCCAUCAUGGCGACAGUGUUUGUUUGUAUGUGUGUGUACCUGAAUUCGAUGGCCUUGAUGAGCUCUGGCAGUAGUUGUUGUGUCUGCAGCUGGACUGGGAGGUUGUCGAGUGCUGCGGGCAGCUCGUCGAAGAACCUCUGCUUCUCCCCCUUGCCGCGGAGGUUCAGCUCGUCCACAAACACCAUCACCUCAACUAUCUUGUUGCCUGAAACCAACGGGGGAAGCACACGCUCAGACAGAAACGCGUCAGUCGGCACCAUCCAUCCGAUGAGGUCUCACUUUUGAAGUAUGGCUGUCCCGUGACGAACUCCCGCAGAUUCAACGCGGCCGGGGAGGGCUUCAGCAACAUCUGCACACACACACACAAUGCACACACACUCACCAUCUGCCCGCUGCUGUGCCCUCGCUGCUGUCACACUUACAUUGUAGGCCGGCCGUAGCUGGUUUGGCACCGAGUCAGCAUUGCCCUUGGGGUCGAUCUGGAUGCGGGAGCUGCUCGCGCCGCCCCGCCUCACUACUGUGUACGACCACCCUAUCAGCGACGCAUAACCCCACCUGACGGACGUCACACACACACACACACACACAUAUCAAAACACCGCAUGUGCAUUAUCGCGCUGUCUGUCUGUCUGUCUGUGUGUCUGUCUGUGUGUGUGUGUGUGUGUGUUGAUGCCUGUCUAGGUAUUGCGAGGGCAUGUUAGAUGAUGUGCCUUGCGGCAGGGUCCAUCCGUUCUGCUCGGCCGGGUUGCGGCGCACCUCGCCCAGCAGCUGCUCGGACGACAUGGCAGUCGACGCACAGCACUCGAAGCCGGACAGACGCCACGAACCUGACACACAACACAGCACACACAACACAAGGGGGCCGGGCCAAUGAGUGUACAGACAGGAGAGGUGCAUCGAUGGAGGCCGGUUGUGUCAGUCACCUGCUUUGGUGACCAUGACGCUGAAAGGGUUGAGCAGUCCGUGUGUGAGUUUGCAGUCCUGGUUGAGGAAGCCGACGGCCAAGCCGAUCUGAUACAGACCCCACGUGGGGUCACCACUCACACCUACACACACACACACACACACAGACAGGCAGCCGCAACAGACAGGCAAGGCGUCCAUACGACAAUCACUCCAUCCAUCACACUGCCACACACACUGUGUAGGCGUGUCUGUGUGGUGUGGCCACCGACCGGCGACAACGAGUGGCGAGACCUCUUCGGUGACGAUAUAGAUGCCGCCCUCCACCUCCAAACCCUCCAGCAGACGCACUAUCAACGGGUGACGCAGCGUCUUCAGCUUCUGAUUCAUCACAACACACACAGCACACAAACACACAAACAGACGGUCAACAAGCACUAUUUUCUUUGUGUUUCAUCUGGCGUGCCUGCAGGUGGUUCCGCGCCUGCCUCAGGGCGUCGGACGAGGCCGUCUUCUUGUCGCACACGAACACCGACACGGCCGAGCGGUCGAUUUUGUGGUAUCCGGUGUGCAGACUCCAUAUGCUCGAGUAGCUGAGGUUGAUCUUCUCCCCAAUGACGUAGUUGAAGGAGGACGGCAGGUCGCCCCAGAGCUUUCCUAUCAGCUGACCAAACAUCCGAUCUCAGAGAGGCCGAAACGGCCGGAUCUCGCCAACACACGGCAGGUCAGGAUGCCUGCAGCCUCCACUCGCCGUCCUGCGCCUUCUUUCU
Messenger RNA from Vitrella brassicaformis, 4114 nucleotides. NCBI's taxonomy places the organism in Eukaryota, Vitrellaceae. The record is from the annotation of a GenBank genome assembly.